This is a messenger RNA of Symbiodinium sp. CCMP2456, 1900 nucleotides long. Lineage: Eukaryota; Dinophyceae; Suessiales; Symbiodiniaceae. The record is from the annotation of a GenBank genome assembly.
GUUCGUGGUAUGCGGAAGUGGUGAAGGUCCUACUGGAAAAACGGGCCAAUCCGUCCCUCCUCUGGAACGGCUUCACUUCACUGCACCACGCUGCCCGUCUGGGCAACGCAGAGGCUGUGAAAGGCAUCCUCGACACCGCGCGGCAGCAGAAGCUUUUGGAGGGCCAGAACAAGGAAUGGAAGACCACCACUCUUGAAGGAGGUCGCCCGGCAAUCCAACUGGCUUGUGAAGCUGACGAUUCGAUGUGCUUCCUUUACCUCUUGGAGGCAAUGGAGGAGGAGAGCGCAGACGGAUUCCCCGACUACUGGAAGUCAGAAAAGAGCCCAGAGAAUCAAAAGGCCUUGGUGAAGUUUGCGUUCGAGAAACGACCAAGCAUCGCAUCUUUGCUUUUGGAGCACUAUCACGACAUGGCUGUUGUGCGCAAGCUGCUGAAAGGCCGAGAAGUCGAGAUCAUCACACAGAUCCUCAAAAACUCAGCUGACUGGAAGACUGCCCUGGACAAUUUCGUGAAGGAUCCUGAGCAGAUGCUGGCGGCUGACGUGACCCACGCGAAAAAAUGCAAUCGCGAGAAUUUCUGGAGGCAAAACUUCACGAAUCGCUGGGAUAGAACGGCUUUCCUCUGUGGUGAUGUACGCAGCGUGCGGCACCCGCAGAAAGUGCUGGACUUUGCAGGGGCAGCCGAUCUGGCUGAAAAGCGGACUCUCGCAAACAAGCUAAAAGGCUCAAAUGGCCUGGCCAUGUCACAGAAGUUCGUGGCAGUUGGCCUCAUCCCCAUGGAUGCGGACCAACUGGCCAGCAACGAGAUUCUGAAAGCCAUCGCUCUGGAUGCAAACUACAGCCUCCUGGACACAAAGUUUGUUCGGGCCGUCCUGGACGAUUCCUGGGCCAAAGUCAAGGUCUGGUACAUGUGGCACGUCUUCUGGGCAUUUUUCCAAGUGGUCAUGACCUGCGUGGUGAGCGCCAGCCUUCGCGACGCGAGACCCGCGGAACUCCCGGACACGGGUGGUCAGGUGUCAGCCGUCGCAUUUGUUCUCCUGUCGAUGGUUUGGUUAAAGAGGCUUACGGAGGAGUUGUACCAGCUCGUCGUGUACUGGUGCUCCUGUUGCCGCCGGCACGGGAAGGCACCAGAGGAGUCCAAAGAGCAGCUCCAGACGCCUCGGAGCGAGGCCACGCAGAAGCCCACUACGCCGGAAGAAUCGAAAGACUCCUCCAAGAGGUGCUCUCCUCCAUCCUUUUCGUGCUUAAUGCAGACUGUCUGCUCGUUUCACACCGCCCUGGACUGGUUUUAUCUCUCGAUCAGUGGCCUGGCCUUGGGCUUCCUGUGGCCCUUUGACGGGCCCUUCAACGCUUGGCCGAUCCGGCGAUCGCUCAUCGCCUUCUAUUUCACGCUGGUCUGGCUCUCUGCGCUCUACUGGCUGAGAGGUGUCGCUGCAUGGGGAUUCAGCGAGAAGCUGCUGCCGAUAAUUUGGGCGAUGCGGGACACCGGCACCUUCCUGAUUGUGGUGUCGUUCACCUUUGCCGCCGCCGUGCACAGCUACUUCGUCCUGAGUAUUCCGAACAUGCCGUCGGGCCUCUACCGAGCAUUCGAGAAGACUUUCCGAUUGGGUUUCCUCGGCGACUUCGAUCUCUACGAGCUGGAAUUCGUUGAUCCCAUCUUCGUUCCCGGCGAGACCGCCGGGGUGCUGGAGCCCGAGGAUCCGCAGCCGGGGGAGGACCAUCCCUUCGUCCACCUGUUCUUCUACUUCGUGGCAUUUGGCAUAACCAUCGUGCAGAUGAACCUCUUCAUCGGUAUCUUGGGCUCCAACUACGACAAGUACUCCAAGCAAGCCUCGGCGCUGGCGGCGCGCGAACGGGCGCAGCUCAUCCGCUUUGUGCGGGGCAGCGUUUGGAGUUCUCUGUG